AUGGAGAUGCCUAUGGCUUCCGCUGAGCAUGCACUGCAGCAGGGCAAUGGCUAUGGGAGUAGCGGACCAACAGGAACACCACCUGCGAAUGCUCUCCCAAACAAUCAGACUCCCGGACACCCAAGCUUUCGAAGACAGCGCGCAUCGCGAGCUUGCGAGGUGCGGUGCGAUGCUGCCAGCUUGGGCGUGCCAUGCACCAACUGCGUGGCCUUCUCGAUAGAAUGCAAGAUUCCGACUCCGAAGCGGAAGAAGACAUCGGCGGUGGCGGCAGGAAAGGCCAAAGAUUCUGAUAGUGACCGAGGCGAUCCUGUAGAAAACAACUCCCCACGCACCGACUCGCCCUCUUUCAAUGAGGCAAGCAGCAGCCGUAGCCAAACGGUCUAUAAUUCGCACGAUGGUACUCCGUCCUCCUCGCUCACCGAGUCUCAGAUACGACAGAAUGCAGAGACCGAGAAGACCUAUACCCAGUUCAUGAAGCCGAAAUUCACAAGGGCUCCAAUAAAGGAAGCAGGCAGAGUAGCAUAUCUGGGAGAGUCGUCGAAUUUGACACUGCUUGUCCAUGACCGGCACGGGUCUGCUGAUGUGGUACAUUACCCUCUGCCAGAGAACGUGAGAGGAACUCGAGCAAGAUUAACGGAAUUGGACAAUGUCGAAAUCGAUAUCCUCCAUCAACGUGGAGCAUUCUUGCUUCCACCACGAGCGCUUUGCGAUGAGCUAGUCGAUGCAUAUUUCAAAUGGGUAGCGCCCAUAGUUCCUGUCAUCAAUCGAAACAGAUUCAUGAGACAAUAUCGCGACUCGAAGAACCCUCCUUCUUUACUUCUUCUCCAAGCUAUAUUGUUGGCAGGGUCCAGAGUGUGCACAAACCCGCAGCUAAUGGAUGCCAACGGAUCGACGACACCUGCUGCUUUGACUUUUUACAAGCGUGCCAAAGCUCUCUAUGAUGCUAAUUAUGAAGAUGACCGGGUUACGAUCGUCCAGGCUCUGGUUUUAAUGGGCUGGUAUUGGGAAGGCCCAGAAGAUGUUACGAAAAACGUUUUCUACUGGAGUAGAGUUGCUACAAUUGUCGCCCAAGGCUCUGGCAUGCAUCGGAGCGUCGAAGGAUCCCAACUGGGAAAAGCCGACAAACGUCUCUGGAAACGUAUAUGGUGGACCCUUUUCACGCGUGACCGAUCAGUUGCAGUUGCGCUAGGUCGACCAGUUCACAUAAACACUGACGAUUCCGACGUUGAGAUGGUGUCUGAAGAAGAUUUCAUCGAGGAAGAGGAUGGACAGCCCAAUGAUUUCCCACCAGAUCCCCUGCAUGUUCAAUUCUUUCUGCAAUAUGUAAAGUUGUGUGAGAUCAUGGGAUUGGUCUUAUCACAGCAAUACUCCGUUGCUUCCAAAGCGCGCCGUCAAAAUGCAAUCGACCUCACCCACAGUGACAUGGCGCUAGCAGACUGGCUCCAAAAUUGUCCAAAGGAAGUUUACUGGGAAUCGCCGAGGCAUCACUUCUGGUCAGCUCUUCUUCACUCAAAUUACUAUACAACUCUUUGUUUGCUACAUCGUGCGCAUAUGCCUCCAGCUUCUGGUCGAUCGGCGGGUCAAAAUGACGAUACCGCUUAUCCGUCUCGAAACAUUGCAUUUCAAGCUGCUUCGAUGAUCACCUCAAUUGUCGAAAACCUCAGUGCACACGAUGAACUGCGGUACUGCCCAGCUUUCAUUGUGUACAGCUUGUUCUCUGCCCUCAUCAUGCAUGUCUAUCAAAUGCGUUCCUCGAUUCCUUCAGUUGUCCAAGCUACACAAGAGCGUCUGAGGAUCUGUAUGAACGCGUUGAAAGACGUCUCGAAAGUAUGGUUGGUGGCCAAGAUGGUGUACACACUGUUUGAGUCUAUUCUCGGAAACAAAGUGCUCGAGGAAAGAUUACAAAAGGCCGCUGGUAAACGACAUAAGAAGAUGGCACAGACUUUAUCACAGGGCAUUCAACAAGCACAGAUGAAAAGAGAAGAGCCUCAGAAACGGAAAUACGACGAUAUGGCCCUUGACUUUGGAGUCACACCAGCACCCCAGGAAUCCUACGAGCGAUCUCGACCACAGACUCCAAGUCAAACGCCAUCUCGUGAACUGGGUCAGAAUGCAGGUCCCAUGGCACCGCCUAUAUCAUCACCAAACGCUAGAGCAAACAACGACACUUUUAUGGGAGGAAGCAACUCCCGUCCUCAUACGCGACCUCCAACUCCCUUCAACCCGUCAUACUCAGUUCCCGCAACUCCUCCGGACCUCUAUCUCGUCACCAGGAAUUCUCCAAAUCUUUCGCAGUCAGUUUGGGAAAACUUUCAGCCGGAUCAGCUGUUUCCGGAGGGCUCUGCCAACAUGAAUGCUAAUCAGUUCUCACCGCAACAGCCGCAGCACAAUCUAGAUCCAAACUUGAUGGGGACUAACCUGAGCAUGACCCCUCAAAUGCAAAGUCAACCAAGUCCUCAAAUGUCAAGAAUGCGGGGUACUCAGCAACCUAACAUGAGCGGUAGUCCACCUCAAAACGCUUAUCUUCAACCCGGCAACACUGGCUACCCUCAACAAAUGCCACCUAAUAUGUGGCAGGGAGGCAUGGAUCAAGCAAUUCAAGAUGCGCAUAGUCCUAGUGACACGUUGAGUAACGCUUCGGCUCAAGCUGUACCUAUGACUAUGAAUGUAGAAGACUGGUUUCAGUUCUUCGGUAUCAAUGGUGAUCUCAGUGGUCAGCCCACGGAUGUACUAAACUCUUCUCAAGAACCGGAGACUAAAGUGGUAAUCAAUCGUUUUGAAAACUUGGGCCGCGACUCCUCUUGCGUUUUGAACAGAUCUCUCCGGGCACUUGGGAUACGGGAGGCACUAUUGGGAGGUCGGGGGUACAACAAAGGCACUUAUGCAAUCAGCCACGACUAUCUAGGUGAAUACCGAGGUAGUUAUACAACUAGAGUAGCCACAUACGAAAUGAUUUGGUUCAUUGGAAUGUCAAAAUAUCAUGCGAAUUUGGUCGUUAAUACUCUCAAUUACAGAAAUGCAUAUCAAUGUCUCUACCGUUCACUCACUCUCUGUACCCCACAUCUGAAGUGA
Molecule: messenger RNA, 3072 nt
Organism: Glarea lozoyensis ATCC 20868
Lineage: Eukaryota; Fungi; Ascomycota; Leotiomycetes; Helotiales; Helotiaceae
Exons: 6
Coding region: 1-3072 (1023 amino acids)
Biological process (GO): DNA-templated transcription; regulation of DNA-templated transcription
Molecular function (GO): DNA-binding transcription factor activity, RNA polymerase II-specific; zinc ion binding; DNA binding
Source: RefSeq, a predicted model, not a curated record